AUGCAGCCGCGCCUGGGCUGCAGCGCCUCCCAGCCGUGUUUGCCCCGCCGGUCAUCUCUGGCGCGGCUGUUCGGGCAGCUGCUCGUCCUCGCGUGGGUCCCGGCGGUCACAGGAGAGGCAGGGCUGACUUUAUUAGCAGAUAAUGAUUGCAAGUACUUGAAGGCAACGGAUGUCAUGCGUAGUUCAGAGUCGAGUUGUUUCUGCUAUGUUCCAAAUGGAGCAAUACACUUAAAAAAUAUUUGGUCAACUAUUCAGGUGAAAAUAAAUUGCACCGAAGUGUUUGAGGUGGUGUCUAUCACGGAGGAGCUUAAUUGUCAAGAUUCAGAACAUUUGUUUGCCUUUUUGAAGUGCUUGAUUAACAAUGUUUGGCAAAUGGGUGCGUCUAAGGAGAUCAUCAUGACAGUGAACCUGUAUGGAAGCAAAACAUGCUUCCAAGUCCAACCCCUCAAAAAAGUACUCUACACAGUGAAUACGCAACAAAAGAUGUUGGAUCUGAGACUCUUUUUGCUGUUCAUUGCUGGUGGCCUUCUCUUUCAUUUUGCACGUAACUUGAGUCGAAGUAUUGUAUUCUAUUAUUCUGCUGGAACAGCAUUUGGUAUUCUUGUCACUCUAGCUUUUCUGCUUUUGAUGCUUAAAAGGUUUAUUCCCAAGCUAAGCACCUUCUGGAUUUUAAUGAGUGGAUGUUGGUUUUCUACUUUGUAUAUUUUUUACACUUGGAAAGACGAUUUGAAAUGGCUCUGGUAUAAUUCUACACACUACGUACUGGGAUAUAUUCUGAUCCUUGGAUCUGUUAGUUUUGCUCUUUGCUACAUGUACGGUCCACUGAACAGCGAGACAAGCAGGAACCUCCUGAUGUGGACACUACAGCUUCUAGGGUUAAUCUUCAUUUAUUUUGGUAUGGCCAUCCCACAGGUCGCAUAUGCAGUAAUCGCUGCCAUGGUUGGUUCAAAAUUCCUGCAUUAUCCUCUUAAAGUAUUCCGUUAUACUGUCAGGAAAGGGACUUGCUUAUUCAGAUCAAAAAAAGCAGAAUUUCGUUAUCUGACAGAAGAUGAGUAUCAGGAACAAGGUGAAACAGAGACCAUCAAAGCCUUGGAGGAACUUCGUACAUUUUGUAGAAGUCCCAAUUUCCCCACGUGGAUGGCAGUGGUCAGGCUGCGGUCCCCACAAAAGUUUGCAAACUUUGUGCUAGGAUGUCCUCACGUGUCUCCUGAAGAAAUGACCAACCAUGCCCAAGAGUAUGGCAUUGGAGGAACCCACCUAGAAGAGCAGCUUUUUAAUGCAGAGACUGAGGUGGAACCAGAUGAACAAAGUGUUUCCAUUCAGGAGGAGGAGAGAAAUGACGAGGAAGAGGUUCAAAGGCAGCAAAGACAAAACAGUUUCCACUUUCACAGUACAGAGUUUCUUUGAACCACACUGCCAAGAUAAGGUGGGGAAAAUUCCCCACAGUUGCAAGUACGGAGAUAGGGAACACAGUUGGAAUAUUCUGCUUUGUGAACUGAAGGGGGCAGCCAAGACUUUCUGAAGACUUAAGUGCUAGGGAUGUUGGAGGAACAAGUGAAUUUGGAUCUAACCUGCACAUUCUGCCCAGGCCUGGCUUUUUCUGAGGCAUGUGGAUCUUGUUUUUAACUAUUGAGGGAAUUGUGCAAAAUCAUGCUUGUGCUAAUAUGCAUGACUACUUGCACAACUGGGACUAAGUUUUUGUACAGCAGAGAAGAAAAUCAUUUUUAUCAGUAAGCAGGCAAUCCAUAAAACAGAUUUAAGAGAGCUAACGAAAUCCAUACACUCCUACUUCAUAUUGCACUAGAAGUGUCGAUUCUUUUAAUGAUAACAGAGAUCUUGAGGGACUGUAUGCAUUCCCAAAAGGAAAUGGAUCUAGCCAACUUAUCUACAAAGUGAAGGUUUUUAAUUCUAAAUUGGACACCUGCAGGUAAAGCCUCCAGACUUUACAUGGACUUUAAGGUUAAAGCUAUUUGCAGUUCAUCAUUUUAACUAAAUCAGUUGCCCUAAAGGAUAGGACAAACUAAAGUUAUUGCCUUGGUUUUAAGGUACUUUGUGUGGAGUUAGGAGGUUCAUGUAGAAGCUCUGUAGGGUUCGGUGAUAAUCUGCCCUGUAUCAUAUCCUGUCUCUUUCUGAAUGAGUAUGUAAGCAAUGAUUUCUACAGCACUGCAGGGUUUGCUAUUGAGCACAAAAAUCGGCAUCUUCAUCCCAGGUAUUUUUCUCUCAGGUCUCUACUCCUCAAGUCUGAAAAGAUAAAUUUCCAACUUUAUUUACAAGCAAUGCCUAGCAACUUCUCAGAAGCAGAGUGGGCCUUCUGUGAACUCCAUAGUAUCUUUCCUCUUGGUUAGCAAUAGGAAUAUUACUUAUGUAAACAUAAGCACUUUUGUAUACAUUUUACAGGUUGCAAAACAGCACCUCCUGACACACACACUUUAUUUUUUAAAACAAAUCUUGCUUUGCAUGGAAACGCCAUACAUUUUUUGAGAGUAGCCAUACAGGCUGCAUUCUGUGUUCUAAAGCAGUUCAGGCUGUGUCACUUCAGAGUAAUUUUUAACCUUAUGCCAUUUUUCUAAGAGCAUACAGUUUACUGGCUCAGAUUCUAUCGCACAAUCCCAGUGUCACUUUUGUAACAUUGCCCUGUUCCGGAGUGGGAAAUGAGGCACUGAAAACAGUGCAAUCUCUCUGAAACAGAAAUGCUUUAAUGGUUCUGGUUGCUUCUCAUUGGUGCUGAAUGAUGUUGCCUUCAGUACAAUUAAACCACAUUAAUGGUGGAACCCCAUACAGGUUUAAUCAGAGUAGCCCCAUUAAUUUCAGUGGGACUUAUUCCUGUGUUAAUUAAGCACAGAAUUACAUUUUGAGUCAGCCCCUCCUCCCUUGCAAACCGUCUUUGGGCUAGUGGACACAUACUUCUUACUUUUGAGAAAACGCCAUGCAUGAUGUCACAGACUCACUGUGCUGUGGAGCGACCAUCCCAGAAAGGCUGCCAUGCUACUGCUGCAACUCCCCACACACUCAUGGCAAAGCCUUUGGGCUCAUGUGAAUCCCAACAGCCUUGUGGUAGAAGGUUGCUGGAUGGUUGUAAGCCAGCUGCUUCACUGUAUGACUGCCCAUAAGUAUCAAAAUAGGGAAUGGGCAUAGAGAGAACCUUUGCUGGCACCAAGAAAAGUGUGUGUAGAUGCCCACAAGCACCACACUGGGGACCCCACGUUUUAGGGGUUCAGAGCUUGCUUCCUAUGAGACAUAACCAGGGCUGCACAUCCAUGAAGGCAAGGAGCCCUGGUACUUUGCCCAGGACCUUAAGCUGGGAUGUCCACAGAGUUGGGCCAAAGUAUAAGCCGGGAGAGGUAUCAGUUUGCACUGCUAAAAUGUCAAACAUGGCAUGAUCAACCUUGGGUCCAAAUGGACACCAAUACAGUGUCAGUUCCAGUCCCAGCUCAAGGUGCUGAGUACCCAAGACUAGGCAAAUAAUUUAACCACCUAAAGCAGAAAAUCCCACUGGUGCCUCUCUCUGGAAAUGUUAUUUCAUACUCAUUACAAAAUGAUUUGUUACCCUUUCAUGUUCCCACAGAUCAGCUGCUUGAGUCAGCCCCUGCCUCAAACAGCAGUAGAGGGAGAGAAUUAGAAUUGGGAUGGGGGAAACCUGAGCUUCUCACAGAGGUUAUUCCAUCCAGCUACCUCUGAGCAACAGAAAAAUUCAUCUUUACAAUCAAGCAGUUUAAAACACAAUUUAUAGGUA
This is a messenger RNA of Varanus komodoensis (Komodo dragon), 3733 nucleotides long. RefSeq names its product nuclear envelope integral membrane protein 2 (gene NEMP2). Lineage: Eukaryota; Metazoa; Chordata; Lepidosauria; Squamata; Varanidae. Gene Ontology annotation, cellular component: nuclear envelope. The record is from RefSeq and is a predicted model, not a curated record. The transcript is spliced from 9 exons. Bases 1 to 1407 code for a protein of 468 amino acids.